This is a messenger RNA of Magnolia sinica, 2745 nucleotides long. RefSeq names its product non-specific phospholipase C6. The transcript is spliced from 3 exons. The record is from RefSeq and is a predicted model, not a curated record. Gene Ontology annotation, biological process: phospholipid catabolic process. Gene Ontology annotation, molecular function: hydrolase activity, acting on ester bonds. NCBI's taxonomy places the organism in Eukaryota, Viridiplantae, Streptophyta, Magnoliopsida, Magnoliales, Magnoliaceae. The coding region runs from base 681 to 2249 and encodes 522 amino acids.
AACAGAGGAAGAAAGCAGAUCUCAUUCAUCCACAGAUUUCUCGAGAGAAGAAAAGCAGCUGCCACCGCUCUUCUUUUCUUCCAAAAAUCUGCACACCCAAAAGACAAAAUUCGAUUUUCCUGAACCGCUUGUGGCUUCAGAGCCAUAGCUUUUGAAGAAAAAGCCAAGCGAUUUCAAUUCAAGUAAUUGUUUUCUUCUGUGUUCUUGCUGUCUUUUUCCUUACUUCUCACAUCAGUAGAUUUAUCUUCAACUCAUUUUCUAAUAUCUCUUCUUCAAAAUCACUACAUUUAGAGAAACCCAUUUCACAUUAGAAGCUUUGUUUCAUCGAAAAACCAUCAGUGGGUGUUUUGUGCUCUUGGAAGAAUUUGGUAAGUUGGAAAAAUCUACUCCCUUCUUUGUUCAUCAGUAGCUUCUUUAUCAUCAAAUCAUUCUAUCUCUUUAAUCUUCAAAAACCCAAAAGAGAAUAGUCCAUUUACUCUCUUCUUUGAUGAACUAGGAAAGCUACUCUGUUCUACAAGGGUUUUUUUUUUUUAAAAGCAUUUCUUUAUACAUUAGGAGGUUCUUCAUUAUCAAAUUAUCUUUUUAUAAUACAUUAGUUGUUUCUUCUUCUUUACUUAUUCCAUAUCUCUAAUCUUCAAAAUCCAAAAAAAAAAAAAAAAAGUAUUAUUUCUUCAUAAAAAAUGGCCAAAUUCAAAUUCAAAUCCAAUCAAUCUCCCUUUCUCUCCACCCUUCUCUUUCUACUCCUCACCUCACCUAUUCAAUUCUCCAACUUCGCAUCAGCUACACAACAACCCAUCAAAACCAUUGUUGUUCUCGUCUUAGAGAACCGAUCAUUUGACCACAUGCUCGGUUGGAUGAAAAAAUCCAUCAAUCCGGUGAUCAACGGCAUCACCGGCACUGAAUGCAAUCCAAAAUCCACCCAGAAUCCACAAUCCCCGUCCAUCUGCGUAUCUGACGAUGCCCAAUUCGUCGAUCCUGAUCCAGGCCACUCCUUCGAGGCUGUUGAAGAACAAGUCUUCGGCUCUGGUCCAAUCCCCUCUAUGUCAGGCUUUGUCCAACAAGCUCUAACUAUGUCUCCAAAACUCCCAGAAACAGUCAUGAAAGGCUUCAAUCCAGAUUCCAUCCCUGUUUUUGCCAGCCUGGUCCGUGAAUUCGCAGUUUUCGAUCGAUGGUUCUCAUCAAUUCCUGGCCCAACACAACCAAACAGGCUCUUUGUCUACUCCGCGACAUCUCAUGGAUCAACUAGCCACAUGAAGAAGCAGCUUGCGAAAGGGUACCCGCAAAAAACCAUCUUUGAUUCUCUCCACGAAAACGGCCUAGAUUUUGGAAUCUACUAUCAAAACAUACCCUCUACACUGUUCUAUCGAAAUUUGAGAAAAUUGAAGUACGUUUUCAAAUUCCAUCAGUUUGAUUUGAAGUUCAAGAAGCAUGCCAGUAGGGGGAGCCUUCCUAGACUGACAGUGAUUGAGCCGAGGUACUUCGAUUUGAAGGGAUUUCCCGCCAACGACGAUCAUCCAUCACAUGAUGUGGCUAAUGGGCAGAAGCUUGUGAAGGAGGUGUACGAGGCAUUGAGAUCGAGCCCUCAAUGGAAUGAGACCCUUCUGGUUAUUACAUACGAUGAGCAUGGCGGCUUCUUUGAUCAUGUCACCACUCCUUAUAGCAAUGUGCCUAGCCCUGAUGGAAAUACAGGCCCCGCGCCUUCAUUCUUCAAGUUUGAUAGGCUGGGAGUGCGGGUCCCGACAAUCAUGGUCUCGCCUUGGAUCAAGAAAGGAACUGUGAUAAGCAGUCCAAGGGGUCCGACUGCGAGCUCUGAAUUCGAGCACUCGUCAAUACCUGCGACUAUAAAGAAGAUGUUCAACCUCACAUCCAAUUUCUUGACUCACAGAGAUGCUUGGGCUGGGACAUUUGAGCAGGUUGUGGGAGAGUUAACCUCGCCAAGAACCGAUUGUCCAGUGGUGCUGCCGGAUGCUGUUCCGUUGAGAAAUGCCGAAGCGAAAGAAGAUGGAGGGCUGUCGGAGUUUCAAAGCGAGAUAGUCCAUUUGGCUGCUGUUCUCAAUGGGGACCACUACUUGAGCAGCUUCCCGGAUGAGAUCAGCCAAAGGAUGAGCGUAAAGCGGGCCCAUUCUUAUGUUAAGGGGGCCGUUUCGCGGUUCAUAAGGGCAAGCAAAGAAGCAAUGAGGCUUGGUGCCAAUGAUUCUGCCAUUGUAGACAUGAGAUCCUCUCUCACAACUAGAACCACAUUCCCUUGAGAGGUGUUAUACAAUAAUCGGCCCAGAUUUUUAUCUGGGCUAUGUGUUCUGUACAGUUGUGGGCCCAUCUUUAAAUUUUAUCUAGCAGGCCACUCACCGUGCAUGGGCCAUAAGUAAUCUCCAUCAAUCAAUAAUAGCCAUCUAAUCAUUGGUACCUUUGCCUUUCCAUGCCAUUUGUCGUAUUUUCGUUAUAACUGCUGAUCGGUAAGCCAAUUGCUGGACGGCUAGGAUUGUAUGGCCUUAUGCAGUGUUGCCCGUCCCCCAUGGUGGCCACGAGAGUAUGAGUGGGCCCCACCUGUAUGGAGUGCUGGGCAAAUGUUAAUGUCUUGAGUUACCUGGGCCGAGCAUUGUAUGUUUCAUCUUUCGCAUACAUUAGAGUUUUCUUAGAUAAGAGUCUCUCAUGUUCAUACAAAGGCUUGUUGUGUUUUAAGGUUCAUCUCAUGUUGAAUAAACUUCCUAGUUUAUCUCGAAUGAAAUAGAUUAGUAUUUCAUGGAA